AUACCCACAUCUCUAAAGUGUCAAGAAAUAUCUUCCAGGCCAACAGCUAUCCUCACUCCUUUGUGAGCUGCAACCAGAUCCCAAAGCUGGACCUCAGAGCUUGGAAGUCAAAGAAGAUGGAAGAAAGUACAGAGUAAGAUGUAUCCUGCGUUCAGAUUCUUUUGCAAGAUGUGCUUCUAUAAGCUGUGGGUCUUCACCAUAAGCCUUCUGGUUAUUACCGCCAGUAUUCCUCGUGGACGUAACUGUGAAAACAUGAAGUUUUUGAGCAUGUCAUUUCUGCCACUCAAAUACAUCUUCGGUAUCAAGAUAGUGGUGAAGGGCAAGGAGAACCUCAGGACCAAGAAGCCUUUUGUACUAGUGUUGAAUCACCAGACCUCCCUUGACAUUAUGGUGAUGAUGGAGAUACUGCCAAGUCGCUGUGUGGCCAUUGCAAAGAAGGAAAUACUAUACAUGGGCACUUUUGGCCUAGCAUGCUGGCUUGCAGGAAUCAUUUUCAUUGACCGCAAGAAGAGGGAAGAGUCUAUCGCUACUUUGACAGAGGUGGCACACUCCAUGCACAAAGACAAUUUCCGUGUCUUGAUCUUCCCUGAGGGAACUCGCAAUCAUAGUGGCUCCAUGUUGCCCUUCAAACGUGGGGCCUUCCAGCUGGCUGUGAAAGCCCAGGUUCCCAUUAUUCCUGUGGUGAUCUCAUCCUACAAUGACUUCUACAGCCAGAAGGAGAAGAGAUUCACUCCAGGGAAAAUCACCAUCCAGAUCCUGCCAGAAGUCAAGACUCUUGGUCAAGGCCCAGAAGAUGUUCCCAAGCUCACUGAGCAGGUCCGUGAUUCCAUGAUCACCACCUAUCAGGGGAUAUCAGGAAUGACGAAUGGGUCUUCACAUUAGUGAUCCAGGAACCACAAAAAGGUCUGGAAACAGAAACAACCAUGACUGCAACACUGAUACACCAGAGACAGGCCAAAUGUCCACAGAGGAAGAAAAACUUUUACAUAGAAGUAGUGAAAUGGUUGUGUUCCUUUCAGAGAACUGUGCUGCCUCAGCUCUGUGGACAGACACAUAAUGGAUAACAGGACAAUUCUUCGUAAUCAUAACCCUGAGAACAUCUCUCUGGCUGGACCCCAGACAGAGCUAGACCUUUCCUGUGAUCAUCUCUGUGUGCUUAUGAUUACCUUUUCCUGUUCAAAACCAACAAGGUGGAGGCAUUUAUCCCUGAACCUAUGGCCAUCCUGCCUGGGUGUCUUGGGGUUAGAAGGUUACCACGAUCCCCUGGCAAGAACAUGCAGGGGAAAGCACUGUCUCCUACCAUGGGGAGGACUUGGGAGUUACCUCUGCCACAAGAGGUGGAAGCCAACACAGUUUAUUAUAGGGGAAUUAAAGACCAACGCAUUCUUUAUGUGUGUCUGCAGGGGUCAGUGUUUUCUGUUUUUUUUUUGUGUGUGUGUGUUUCUUUUUCUUUUCUUUUCUUUUCUUUUCUU
Messenger RNA from Anas platyrhynchos (mallard), 1472 nucleotides. Lineage: Eukaryota; Metazoa; Chordata; Aves; Anseriformes; Anatidae. The record is from RefSeq and is a predicted model, not a curated record.